UGCUCCACUGAACUUCACUCUUCAGAGAGCCAGCCCCCAGCCUGUGGCUCGCAGUGCCUUUGCUGUCUCUACGGAAAGCAAGAUGGAGAUUCGGACCUGGACCCCAGGCUGCUUCUCAAAGGGCCUCCCGUUCUUAGCCUUGUUCCUGGCCCUUCAGUUGCCCCAAGGCUCCCAGGCAGCCCUCCACAUCCAGAGGAUUCCAGAGCAGCCUCAAAAGAACCAGGACCUUCUCCUGUCCCUUCAUGGUGUCCCUGGCACUGCCCAGGAAUUUGUCUGGUACCUGGGGGAGGAGGCUUCUGGGGGCACAAGGCUGUUCUCUUAUAUCCCUGAACUACCACGGCCCCAGAGGGAUGGCAGCGCCAUGGGACAGCGAGACAUUGUUGGCUUCCCGAAUGGUUCCAUGCUGCUUCGAGGUGCCCAACCUUCAGACAGCGGCACCUACUGGGUGGCAGCCACCAUGAACCCUGCCUGGACAAUGAAGGCCAAGAUUGACGUCCAGGUGGCUGAUGCACACGGGCUCUCCUCACACCUCUCUGUCAAUGCUGGGAUCACGGCAGCCAUCAUCAUUGGGAGUCUUGCUAUCGGGUCACUACUUGUAUGUGGCAUUGCCUACCUCCUGGUCACUCGAAGCCGGAAGGGCCGGAGCCCCAGGAAUCCAGCUACAGGGAAGCCAGAGGUGAACACGAGUCCUGAAUCUGGUGACAGCAACAUCUAUGAAGUGAUGCCGUCUCCAAUGUUCCUGGUGUCCCCUGUCAGUGACACAGAGUCAGGAAACCUACCCAUGAGGCUGCCUCCACCACCUCCACCAGCCUCUCAGGAGCCACAGCCAGAGAACCAGUACUAUCAGGACCUACUAAACCCCGACCCAGCCCCAUAUUGCAAGCUGGUGCCAACUUCCUGAUGGGCCCUGGGCCCAGUCUGCACAGAAGACAGAAUCUCAGCUUCCAGACUCUACCCCUCAGGGCCUCACACCUAUAGAAAGGACACACGUGACACCCACAGGAGACCGCUGUGGGGAAACUGGCAAGACAGGCUCUGC
This is a messenger RNA of Arvicanthis niloticus (Nile rat), 1039 nucleotides long. RefSeq names its product CEA cell adhesion molecule 19 (gene Ceacam19). The record is from RefSeq and is a predicted model, not a curated record. NCBI's taxonomy places the organism in Eukaryota, Metazoa, Chordata, Mammalia, Rodentia, Muridae.